Molecule: messenger RNA, 2922 nt
Organism: Rangifer tarandus platyrhynchus (Svalbard reindeer)
Lineage: Eukaryota; Metazoa; Chordata; Mammalia; Artiodactyla; Cervidae
Source: the annotation of a GenBank genome assembly
AUGCGAGCCAACAAGAUGAAGGUCCUGUUUCUGACUUUGGUCCUUGGUCUGGUCUGUUCUUGCCAGGAGAGUCCAGCUGAGCCACACCACUCACAGCUUUCAGGAGAAUGGAAAACCCAUUACAUCGCCUCCAAUAACACAGAGAAGACCAGUGAGAACGGGCCAUUCAACGUUUAUCUUCACAGCAUCAAGUUUAAUGACAAAGGGGACUCCGUUGUCUUCCAUUUCUUUCUCAAGAACAACGGGAAAUGCAUAGAGUCGUCUGUUACUGGAACAAAGAUAGGAAACAACGUUUACACGGCUGACUAUGCGGGAGUCAAUCGAUUCCACUUUAUCCUGGUGUCUGACGAUGGUCUGAUAGUGGUUUCUGAGAAUGAGGAUGAAGCAGCCCAGAUAUCCAGACUCGUCGGGCUCUUGGGCAAAGAAGAUGAUGUCGAUGAUCACAACCUAGAGAGAUUCAAGGAGGAGAUUAGAAAAUUUGAGAUUCCAGAGGAAAAUAUUGUGGAUUUCACCAAGGGUGUUUUCGGUAGAAAUGAACUCAGAAUCAGUUAUGCUUCCAACAAUGUUCUGGUGCUAUAUGUUGUCAACCAGUUUGCAUUUGGUGGGGAGACACGAUUUGUUGGAAUAUUGGUGAAAGUAGACAUUGAAGAGGAAGCCUUGGCGAUAUUCAAUGAGCUGAUAGACAAGAAAAAGGUUGAAGACAAAGAUGUUGUGAAUUUCAUCGAAAGCGAUGAGGGUACCACGGAGUUUACAGUUAAAUAUUCAUUGGGCAAUGUUCUGGUAGUAUACUCCAACACUGAUGCAGAAGGCAAUGUGACAGAGCUGGCUGCAAUAUUGGUUAAAGUUAAUAUUGAAGUGGAAGCCUUGGACACGUUCUAUGCGCUGGUAAAAGCCAAAGGGAUUGAAGAGAAAUGUAUUUUGAAGAUCAUCGAAAGUGUGAAAAUAAGUGUAAGCCAGGAAGUCAUGGACAUAUUCAAUGAGCUAGUAAGUGAGAAAGGUAUUCCAGAAGAAAAUGUUGUGGAUUUCAUUGAAAGCGAUGAGAGGAUAAAAGAACUUAACGUUGUUUAUGAAUCCGACACCGUUCUGAUAUUAUGUGUUGUAUACGUGGAUGAAGAUGGUGUGGAGACAAAACUGGUUGAAGUAUUGGUUAAAGUAAAUAUUGAAGAUGAAGCCUUGGCAAGGUUCAAAGAGCUGGUAGAAGAGAAAAAGAUUGAAGAAAAAGAUAUUGUGAAUUUCCUCAAAAGUGUUAAAGUAAAUAUUGAAGAUGAAGCCUUGGCAAGAUUCAAAGAGCUGGUAGAAAAGAAAAAGAUUGAAGAGAAAUAUAUUGUGAAUUUCCUCGAAAGUGAUGAGGGUACAUACCGACUUGAAUUUAUUCCUGUUUCCGAGAAAGCUCUGAUAGCAAUUAACGUGGAUGAAACAGGCAACGAGCCAGAUCAGGUUAUACUGUUGGGCAAAGAAAAUGACAUUGAUGAGGAAGACUUACAGAAGUUCAAGAAUGUGUCUCUAGAACGGGAAAUUCCUGAGGAAAACAUUAAGGAUUUAACCAAACCUGGUGAGUGGAUAGAAGAAAUUAUAGUCACUGAUGUGUCUGACACCGUUCGGACAGUAUGUAUUGUGUAUGUGGAUGAACAAGGCCGGGUGAUACGAUUCACUGUAAUACUGCUAAGUAUUGAUGAGAAAGCCUUGGAGAUACUCAAGAAGCUGAAAAGGGUUGACGAGAACUGUAUUGCGAAGAUAUUCGGAAUUGAUUACAGGAUAAAAGAACUUAGAGUGGUUUAUGAGUCCGACACCCUUCGGAUACUAUGUGUUCUAUAUGUGAAUGACCAAGGCGAGGAGAUACGAUUCACUAUAAUACUGGCUAUUUAUGACUCCAAUUUCCUACACUUUUCCACUGUGAUGUGUAAUAACUGUGAAACCGUUAAAUCUAUUUCUAAAUGCUUCACCAUCAAAAUCAACAAACCAGUUACUGUUUUUGUAUGUAUGGAUUGUCUCACAAUUCCUUUAAAUGGAAUGCCUUAUCAAAGAGAAGGCACUUCACAGGACUACCUCGAUGGUCCAAAGGUAAAUGAUAUUGAAGCUGAAGCCUUGGAGAAGUUCAAUGAGUUGGUAAAAGAAGCAAAGAUUGAAGAUAAAAAAGUUUUGAAUAUCAUCGAGACUGGUGAGGGUGAAAAUGCAUUUGAGGUUGUUCAUGUGUCCAAAACCGUUCUGGUAACACAUAACAUCAAUGUGGAUAAACACGGCAAGAAGACAGUACUGAUUGGGCUAUUUGUUAAAGUAAAUAUUGAAGAGGAAGGCUUGCAGAAGUUCAAGGAGCUGACGCAAGAGAAAGGGAUUGAAGAGGAAAAUGUUGUGAGUUUCAUCAAAACUGGUAAUGGAAUUAUACUUUUUCAUAAAUUUAUCAUUCACCUGAUAGAUGAGGGUAAAAAUGUGUUUGAAGUUAAACAUGCAUCCAAAAAGACCCUGAUAGCACCUAAUCACAGUGAGGAUAAUGACAGCCAGAUGACAGAGUUGGCGGGAGUAUUUGGUAAGGUUAAAGUAAAUGAUAUUGAAAAGGAAGUGUGGCAGAAGUUCAAGGAUCUGACAAGAGAGAAAAAGAUCAAAGAAAAAAAUAUUGAGAAUUUCUUCAAAAGUGAUUAUGUCCAGUACAUAAAAGAUUCCACCAUAUGUCCAUCCUGGGGAAAAUUCCAUAGGGGCUCCAACAUCACAGAGAUGUGGAGGACUGAGGUCCACCCAGAUUCUGACAUUGGAUCACCUACCUGCUUCUGUGCCCUGGACAGUCUACUGCCUGACGGUCACCCCAUCAGCCGUCACACAGUCGACUCUACUAAACCUUUGGUUCUGUUUUACUCACCUACAGAAAGAGUCCCUGAGACCAGACAUGUCCUCGUCUCCAUGGAAUCAAGAUCAACAACACGAAGAUGA